This is a messenger RNA of Bufo bufo (common toad), 2046 nucleotides long. It is a transcript of the gene GHSR, whose product is annotated as growth hormone secretagogue receptor. Gene Ontology annotation, cellular component: plasma membrane. The record is from RefSeq and is a predicted model, not a curated record. The coding region runs from base 448 to 1563 and encodes 371 amino acids. Gene Ontology annotation, molecular function: growth hormone secretagogue receptor activity. Gene Ontology annotation, biological process: hormone-mediated signaling pathway; G protein-coupled receptor signaling pathway. NCBI's taxonomy places the organism in Eukaryota, Metazoa, Chordata, Amphibia, Anura, Bufonidae. The transcript has 2 exons.
GCUGGGAUACAGUAUAAUCUUCAAUACCCAGCAAGGGAAAGAUCAGACCUGACCAUUCUCUUCUCCCAUUCUCUUUCCAGAUUUCUGUGGCGCUUGUACAGGACUAGACCCUCUAAGAAGAAUGCCAGAGGAAUUGUUUUAUUUGGACAUGAUAUUCAAGAAAACAUUUAUUUCAGUUAUUUUUUUCAGAAAUUCUACCAUGAACUGGGGUGCAGACCUCAGUUGAUCCUUGACUGAAGCCUACACAGAUGUCCUCAGUACCUAUUGGUUUGGGCCAUGGAAGAUCAACCUGUUGAAGGUAAUGAUGUCUAUACUCUACCUGCUUCUUCAAAAUUGCACUUGUACAUUGAUGUGGUCCUUUGCUACUGCCAUACCUGAAUUUCUCUAAAGGUCAGCACAAUUCUCCAGUGGAAAUGAAGAAGUGUCAUAUGCUUGUUCUGAAGUUUCAUGGUGAGAACGUCCCACAACUUUAUUUAUGGCCAGGUGAGAACCAUGCCCAGUGAAAGCUUUUCAGACAAUAUAACCAAGGAUUACUACAAUAAUUACACCUGGCCAGAAGACCCCUUGUAUCUUUUCCCAGUCCCAGUUCUUACAGUAAUAACUGUGGUUUGUGUUCUUCUGUUUAUUAUUGGGAUAUUUGGUAAUAUCAUGACCAUGCUAGUAGUGUCCAAGUACAAGGAUAUGAAAACUACAACAAACCUCUAUCUCUCCAGCAUGGCAUUCUCAGACCUCCUAAUCUUUCUCUGUAUGCCACUUGAUUUGUACAAGCUCUGGCAAUAUAAACCCUGGAAUUUUGGAAGCCUCCUCUGCAAGCUGUUUCAGUUCAUCAGUGAAAGUUGCACUUACUCCACAAUUCUAAACAUCACAGCCCUAAGUGUGGAGAGAUAUUUUGCCAUCUGUUUUCCUUUAAAAGCUAAGGUAGUCAUCACCAAGGGAAGAGUGAAAUUUGUCAUCUUUGUUCUUUGGGCAGUAUCUUUUGUUAGCGCAGGACCUAUUUUUGUCUUGGUCGGUGUUGAACAUGAAAAUGGGACCAACCCUCUAGAAACAAAUGAAUGUAAAGCUACCGAGUAUGCAGUUAAGUCUGGGCUCCUCACUAUCAUGGUGUGGACAUCAAGUGUUUUUUUCUUCUUGCCUGUCUUCUGCCUCACUGUCCUGUACAGCCUUAUUGGAAGGAAACUGUGGAGAAGGAAGACUGACUCUUUAGGACCAAGUAUCUCUCACAGGGACAAGAAUAACAAACAGACUGUCAAAAUGCUAGCUGUGGUGGUGUUUGCCUUCAUCCUCUGCUGGUUACCAUUUCAUGUGGCACGCUACCUGUUCUCGAAAUCCUUUGAAGCUGGAUCCUGGGAAAUAGCUCUGAUCAGUCAGUAUUGUAACCUGGUAUCUUUUGUGCUUUUCUACUUGAGUGCUGCCAUCAACCCCAUUCUAUACAACAUCAUGUCCAAAAAAUACCGUGCAGCAGCCUGCAGACUAUUCCGACUAAAGAAAGUUCACAGAAAAGCACCUUACGCUAUGAAUGAUGAAAGUUCACCUGCUUGGACAGAAUCCUACGUCAGCUCAUGACAGGAAACAUCUGCACAAGGAAAAUGUGACCUGCUUUUUGCCUGACUACACUGAAGCCAUACUAUUCCAGAAAAUACCUUGUAGAAUCCAUAAAUUGUGCUGUAUUUCAUUGUAACACAAUAGUAUCUCAGGAUUUAAAUGCUAUCUACAGUGUAUGUGUGAUGGGAAGGCUGGCCAGUGCUUUGCACCAGGGAAAAACUUUAAUAUCCAUUCCUAUUUUUAGAGUUAUUUUUUUCCUCAGUGACAGCGAUAUUUUUUGUAUUGGUUUGUAACGGGUGCUCAAGGCAAUAUGGUUCUCAUGUGGGACUUUCAUAAGUUCAUACAGUAUUUAUUAAGCUAUAGCCUACUGUAUGUGUCUGAAGUACUGCCAUGAACUAUCAGUUUUCUGUAAUACAUUUGACUUUUUCAUGCACUUCCUGUGGCUUGGUGUCCAAAGAAUAAUGGUCCUCAGUACAGUAUAAAGUUUUAAUGUUGUGUGAUAAC